GAAGUAAGCAAACAAUUAUAAUUACUUUUCCAAGGGCAAGGGCAUGUUUCUUUCCUAUUUUUCCACCAUCGACAGUCAGAAAUAUUCGGAUAUCUGUGAGGAUGAAUCUAGGAUACAUUAAGAUAUUCUUUUUACUAGUCGCUAGUCGUAUACAGCUGAGUUUUGGAGAUCAUGAUAAGGCUAAUGAGGACAAAGCAUUAUGGGGAAUUCAACAAGAAAACCAACGGAUACUGAGGCAAAAUAUAAGAUUCCGUAAGGUAUUCGCGGAAAUGCUGAGUGUCUGCCAGUCGCUUUCAGUGAAGACCUGCAAAUGUGAAAAGGACAGUUCAAAUGAAGAGCACGCCUCGUUAUCCCUUGUGUCGAUUGAAUCGUCAGGCAGCGAUGACAACAUCACCACAACAAAUGUAACAGUCACUUACCUGGCCCCGAAGGACCAUACACUUUUCUUCGUAGUAUUGUUUUCUACAUCUGCUAUAUGGCAGACAGGUGGACAAGAACGGGAGACUUCAGAUGAUAUUGUCAAUCAAUAUGCAAGGACUUUGGUGUUGUCUCGUGAUGAAAUUAAAGAUAUUGUUCACAUUGAAACCAGCAUCACAGGCCACGGUGAACAAUACAAAUUGAUUCUUGACGUUGAAAGUAUCAAAUACAAACAUAUUGACCACUUCGCUGAUGUGCAACCCUUCGUGGUAGACUUACAGUACAGUAAUUUUCAUUUGGCCGAAGAGGGCUUGAAUGUGACAGGACUUAUACGCGCGGAUUGGAAUAAGUACGAGAGAAGUAUAGAUUUGACUGAGUUGUGGUGGUCUGGGUAUGAUUUGUCAUCAACACCACCAUCUGUUGUUGAAUUUGUGCAUCCGUCUUUUGAUAAGCAGGGAAACAGUAUGUUGAAAAUCGCAUUCUCGUUUGUAGAUGAUAGCGUUAUGCAAUUUAAUGCUGUCAUUGAUAAAGAAGUGUCUAAGUACGGGGGUUAUUUCGCUGUUCGUUUGACAUAUAAACAGAGCUCCUAUUUGAUAAAACAUUUCUAUGUUGGAAAAGACCAUAUAUUAGAACCAAGAAUGACAGAAAUACCCGACAACCUACUGGCCCUUUCCCCUCUUCCAAAGGAUGUCUUUAUAUGGAGCCAAAAGUAUUCGUUUCAAUGUUUAGCCAAUGGAAAUCCUACUCCAGAAGUAUCGAUUGUACGAGUGACGAAAGACGGAAAGGAAAAGAAAGUAAAGACUGAGAGUUUUGUGUUUGAUAAAAUGACAAGGCAAGAGACUGUUACAUUUGAAGAAGGCAAUCAGAAACCUGGGACAUAUAUAUGCAGAGCAACCAAUGGGAAAACAGUCAUUAAUGCGACGACUGAGGUUACGUUUUUUAAACACGCAACUUUUGAAUACGAGAGGACAGGAGUCAUAAAAAACUCGAGUAAGGAAAUAAGAGUUUCUUGCAAAGCAUCAGGGAACCCACGACCAACACUGAACUUUCUUCUUUACGAAAAAACCGGGCCAGCUCUGCUGCCUCCAGAUUUUAUGGUUGCAACAACGAGGAAAAGUGAAGGCGUGACCCGCAAAGUAUUAACACUCACUGUCGAGGAGAGCAAGAAACUGCAUACUCUUGUUUGUGCAGCGGAGCAGAAUUUGACAAACGCAAGAAAUGAUGCGAUUGCUUUGACUACCAUUUAUUUGUAUCCUGGGAUGUCGCUCGACAUGGAUUGGCAGUUUUAUAACAGACUUGCAGCGACGGGCACUAACUAUACAACAGACUUGCCGUAGCGUUCUUGUGUAGUUAGUAGUCUUUAAGAUUGAAACUAUGCUUGUUUAUAUCGUUAGUCAUAUGUGCGGCGAUUAGCAUAAUUGGAUCAUCUAGUUAAUAGUUGAAGUUGUCAGUUUUAGGCAUGAUUUUAAAUAUGCUGUACAUAACAUAUGAUGAAUUUAACGGUAAAUAAAUGUCAACGUAUA
This is a messenger RNA of Mya arenaria, 1940 nucleotides long. RefSeq lists its product as uncharacterized. The record is from RefSeq and is a predicted model, not a curated record. The coding region runs from base 102 to 1754 and encodes 550 amino acids. Lineage: Eukaryota; Metazoa; Mollusca; Bivalvia; Myida; Myidae. The transcript is spliced from 7 exons.